Messenger RNA from Girardinichthys multiradiatus, 1422 nucleotides. RefSeq names its product chromosome 9 C8orf82 homolog (gene c9h8orf82). Bases 175 to 867 code for a protein of 230 amino acids. Lineage: Eukaryota; Metazoa; Chordata; Actinopteri; Cyprinodontiformes; Goodeidae. The transcript is spliced from 3 exons. The record is from RefSeq and is a predicted model, not a curated record.
UAUAUGUAUGAAGUAUGAAUGACCACUUCCGGGACACUUCUGUUAACAGAACCAUGAAGACACAAGCUUAGCAUUAUAACAUCUAAAAACAGAAUAAUCCACCCCCUGGUUUGAGCGCUGAGUCCUCUAUGUCCCGCUUUUCAACCAGAACAUUUGAACCCUGUCAAACCGGUCAUGUUAUUCCUCCGGUUAGCUGCUCGGAGCUGCAGAACUUUGACCGCUCUUCGCUGUCUCCCAGACGGCUACAUCACCUGCAGAACCACUGCUUCAUACAUACAGGGCCAGAGCCCCGAACCACGGAUCAGGGAGUAUUUCUACUACAUCGACCAUCACGGACAGCUUUUUCUCGAUGACACCAAAGUGAAGAACUUUGUCACCUGCUUUAAAGAUAAACAGUUCCUGGUUUUCUUCUUCAGUCGCCUGCGGAUAAAUCAGAGCGGGCGUUACCAGGAGGAUUUUCCCUUCCUGUCUCUGUGUGGUAGAGAAAGAAACUACCUGCGCUGCGAUGACAGACCGGUGGUUUUCACCCACCUGCUGCAGAACCCAGCAGGAGAUCAGGAGCUGCUGUCGUAUUGUGGCGGCGCAGAGAAGCUGUCCGUUCCUUUCAAACCGGAGGCACUGUACAUGCAUCCAGUCAGUGGUCGGGUUUAUCAUCCCAGCUCAGAACUCUCGGGCAGGGUCGGACUGGUCAGGUCGGCCCUGGCCAUAGAACUCAGUUCCAACUUUGUUUAUCCACCAGAGAGUGGCCAGUCAGGACAGCCCACACACUUUCUGUGGGAAGGACAGAAACACAGACUGACCAAUGAACUGGCAGGAUGCUUCCCAGCAGUAGAGGAGGGUGGUGGGCAGCAGGGAGAACUGGGAUAAUCUUCAAAAUUGUGCAAAGGUGUAUUUCAGUUCAUAAAAUCUGAAAUAUCAGUUCUCUGGUAAGCUAACACCGCCACUGUAAUUCAGCCCUGUGUAUUCUUGCUGUGUGACUUUAUGUUAGAGAAACGUAUAAUCUGAUGACGUCUCGCGGUUUUGGUUUUAAUCCAGAUUACAGGUUCAUUUUAUCUAGAAUGACAACAAACCUCAAGUAGAAAUUUGAAAAACGAGGAUGGUGAUUUGUCCACUGCCAUCUUGUCUUUUUAUGUCCUCAGAUAUGCUAUAAUGUAACAAAAUUACUGCUUAACAUAACAUUUGAUCUGACAAAUCUGUGAGGACUAAAGAGUGUAAUAGAACAAGUAAUAUAUUAAUCAUCUUUCAGUUUAAUGUAUCUGUAUUAAAUGUGGCUGUGCUGGUGAAAGAAUGGGACACUAGGAAUCACAUGCAUUCAUUUGGAAAAUGCUUUAUUCAUCUUUGUAAAAAAAAAUCUGCUCUGUCUACGACUUGCAUUGGAGAGAAACUAAAAUAAAAAAAACCUUGAGGAAGAGGAAUUUUGAA